AAUCUUAUUCCCAUAUGUCAAGAUGAAUUUCAAAUAGAUCUUAGAAAAAAUGAAAGCUUCAAAUGAUCACUUGAUGUUUCAUAAGGUGCAAACUGCAUUGCACCAAGACAACCGUCAUGGUAUACCAAUCUGACAAUUCACAUUGAACAAUAAAAAAAAACAAUUUGAUAUAUCUAAGAAAAGGAUGGAGGAACAAAAUUUUAGUAGCUUAUCUAGUAUUUUCUUCAAGUAUAAAGCAUCCUCUGAUAUAAAUCACCCUCUGAACAAUUAACCAACCAUGAAUUCUUCUAUAGUCCCCAGAAAUAGUUCACAGAUCAAAAAGAGCCCUCAUUAGAAAAGAACCCCAGAAUACCUUCAUAAAUGUUUUGAAUACGCCCAAUUUCAUUUACAAUCCAAACCAAAAAAGCUUCAUGCGUGCUAUUGAAACUCAAGCCAGAAGACAACUCAGAAUUUUCAUGUUGGUUUCCUUCAAAAAGAUAGCAGGAACCAUGAAACUCGCUUCUUAACAGGAAAAAUUAGGUGUUAAGAAUCACAAUUCCAUUAAUCCCUUCGGCUUGUGAUCUUCACAAUCCAAUUUCACGACCUACUUUCUUCCACUUAAUUUUUUAUUUAUUCAAGGCCGCAUCAGACCUACAUCUUCUGAUCAGCAAACUUGAGAUUCCAAGUUAAAAGCAAUAGUAGAUUGUUGUUUCGUCUCCCCUAAUCCAAUUCUACUGCAGCUUGCUGUCUUAGAUAACUUAUUUUCCACCAUCUUCCUUCUUAUAUUCUCAGCUCUCUCCCAUUUUUCUGAUGCAACAUAAAUAUUUGACAGCAAGACAUACUUUGCAUCAUUAACUGAAGAAAUGCUGAUAUUUGUGUUGUUUUCUUCAAGGACCACCUGAUCUGCCAUCUCCAUAUCUAAAUAAACUCCACAGGCACCAAGCAAAGUCCCCCAGACCACCUCAUUAGGCUUCAUUGGCAUAAUCUUGAUUACAUUAUAAGCAUCAGCUAGCCUACCUGCUCUACUAAAGAUAUCAACCAAACAGCCAUAAUGCUCCACUCCGGCCUUCAAACCAUAUUUGUGCAUGCUCCCAAAAAUCUGUAGACCUUACUCUACAGAUCCUGCAUGUGUGCAAGCAGAAAGAACCACAAGAAACGUGAUUGAAUUAGGCUUCACUUCGGAUGCUUCCAACUGAUAAAAGAGCUCAAGAGCUUCAUUACACCGUCCGUUAGAAGCGAGACCAGAUAUCAUUGAUUUCCAACAUGAAUCAUUCCUUAUAAUCAUUGCAUCAAAGAUUACUCGAGCUUUGUCAAGGUUAUGUGGAGUGUGUGAAGCCUCCGCAUAUUAGCACAUGUUGCCCAGCCGUUCGGUUGAGUUAAACUUCAUUCGCAAUAGCCUCCGCAUUAUAUUUCGUGAGAUUAUCUUCAAACUCGCCUUCUCAGAGAAAGAAGCAGAGGUGGGAGGUGAUGGCAAGAUCCAUGUAACUGUAAGAAAGUCCACAUCGUCUAGGCGAUCCAUCUCAUUGAUGAUGCCCCGGCCGUCGAAUCUCAUAGGUGCUGAGAUAUAUUCGCUCAGCUCGUCGAGGAAUCCAACCCCAAGGGGAUCCAACUUCAACCACUCUGAUUUCUUCGCCAUGUGCGGUGGAGCACGACAACCUCCCCUCCGGCACUCAAAUUUUGGCCAGGGAGAUCUCUGCUUUGUGCAAUCAUCUAGCGGACCGAAGCCUCGACCGUCCAACUUCGACGAACACCACCACCAUCAACAGGGGGGCUCUCCGAGAUCCUGGCAUUACCCGGUGCCAAACCUUGAAAUUGCAGCUGGAUCCUCCGCCGCUGUCUCGAACAAAAUUGCCGGCUACGACAAUUGUGCCAACACAUCGCGCGGCGAAACACAACGGUUUUGCAGAACCAGGUGA
Dendrobium catenatum is the source of this 1895-nucleotide messenger RNA. RefSeq names its product auxin efflux carrier component 3a-like. The record is from RefSeq and is a predicted model, not a curated record. The coding region runs from base 1332 to 1895 and encodes 187 amino acids. The transcript has a single exon. Lineage: Eukaryota; Viridiplantae; Streptophyta; Magnoliopsida; Asparagales; Orchidaceae.